UUAGACAGUUCACCAAUUUUGACUGAAAAAGAUGCCAAACAGAUUCUGAGAACUCAUCGUGAAGAGAGAAAAGCUGGUUUCCCUAAUGAGCCAAUGAGGGAGUAUAUGCUUUACUUCCAGCACUUGGAGCAGAGAUCAGAAGAACAAUUCCUUGAGCACUGCUUGAAUCCACAUUGCCUCCCACACUGCAAUGGGGAUUUAGUGCAUCCAAUCUAA
Messenger RNA from Chaetura pelagica (chimney swift), 216 nucleotides. RefSeq names its product chromosome unknown open reading frame, human C17orf67. The record is from RefSeq and is a predicted model, not a curated record. Lineage: Eukaryota; Metazoa; Chordata; Aves; Apodiformes; Apodidae.